Messenger RNA from Dioscorea cayenensis subsp. rotundata (Guinea yam), 2205 nucleotides. Its product is annotated as replication protein A 70 kDa DNA-binding subunit B-like. The coding region runs from base 72 to 1886 and encodes 604 amino acids. Gene Ontology annotation, biological process: double-strand break repair via homologous recombination; DNA replication; telomere maintenance via telomerase. The transcript is spliced from 12 exons. The record is from RefSeq and is a predicted model, not a curated record. Gene Ontology annotation, molecular function: single-stranded telomeric DNA binding; damaged DNA binding. Gene Ontology annotation, cellular component: nucleus; DNA replication factor A complex. NCBI's taxonomy places the organism in Eukaryota, Viridiplantae, Streptophyta, Magnoliopsida, Dioscoreales, Dioscoreaceae.
GCUCUCCAAACCCUAAUCCUCUCCUUUUCAUUCUUCGAUUGCCGAUCUCGAUCCAGUUCUAGAGAGCAGAGAUGACGAACUCGGUGACCCCUGGAGCUAUCUCGAUGCUCCUCGCCAAUCCGUCGCCGGAUUCUUCAUCGGAGAUCCCGGAGAUCGUUGUCCAGGUCGUUGAUCUCAAGCCCAUCGGCAGCAGCACCACUCGUUUCACGUUCAUGGCUAGUGAUGGAAAGAUGAAGAUCAAAGCGAUGCUUCCAACCCACUUUGCUUCAGAGAUCCACUCUGGAAACCUUCAGAAUCUUGGGCUCAUUCGCAUUCUUGAUUAUACUUGCAAUUCCAUCCCAAAUCAACCUGACAAGGCUUUGAUAGUGACAAAAUGUGAGGUUGUAUGUCCUGCACUUGAAACGGAGAUUAAAAGUGAGGUUAAGGAGGAGACUGGGAUUGUAUUGAAGCCCAAGCAGGAAAUGGUGGCUAAAUCUGCAGCACAGAUUGUGCGUGAGCAACGUGGGAAUGCUGCACCUGCUGCAAGGAUGGCAAUGACUAGGAGAGUUCACCCACUUGUUUCUCUGAAUCCAUAUCAAGGCAACUGGACAAUUAAGGUUCGAGUCACAAAUAAAGGAAAUUUGCGGACCUACAAAAAUGCCAAAGGAGAAGGUCAUGUCUUCAAUGUUGAGCUGACUGAUGAAGAUGGUACCCAGAUACAAGCCACCAUGUUCAAUGAGGCAGCAAAUAAGUUCUACCCCACAUUUGAGUUGGGGAAAGUUUAUUAUAUCUCUAAAGGAAGUCUGAAGGUUGCAAACAAGCAAUUUAGAACUGUUGCAAAUGAUUAUGAGAUGACCUUAAAUGAAAACUCUAUAGUUGAAGAAGCAGAUGGAGAAGGCGCCUUCAUACCUGAAACAAAGUUCAACUUUGUCAAGAUUGACCAGUUGGGCACCUAUGUGAAUGGAAGGGAACUUGUUGAUAUCAUUGGUGUUGUUCAAAAUGUUUCAUCCACUCUAAGUAUCAGAAGGAAGAGCAACAAUGAUACUAUUCCAAAGCGUGAUAUCACAAUUGCAGAUGAUUCGAACAAAACUGUUGUUGUUUCUCUAUGGAAUGAACUCGCUACAGACAUUGGGCAGCAGCUGUUGGAUACGGUUGACAGUGCCCCCGUUGUAGCUAUAAAAUCUCUUAAAGUUGGUGAUUUCCAAGGUGUCUCUCUCUCGUCGGUUAGCAAAAGCAAAGUGUUGAUUAAUCCAGACUUGCCUGAAGCAAAGAAACUGAGAGCUUGGUUUGAUUCUGAAGGCAAAGGCACUUCAAUGGCUUCUGUUGGUUCUGGCUUUUCUGCAUUAUCAAAGAAUGGAGCCAAAUCAAUGUAUUCUGAUAGGGUGUUGCUUUCUCACAUUACAAAUGAUCAAACUUUGGGCCAGGAUAAGCCUGUUUUCUUCAGCAUCAAAGGCUACAUAAGUUUCAUCAAAUCAGAUCAGACAAUGUCUUACCGUGCAUGCAAAACAUGCAACAAGAAAGUAACUGAAGCGAUUGGAUCUGGAUAUUGGUGUGAAGCAUGCCAGAAGAAUGACGAUGAAUGCUCUUUGAGAUACAUAAUGGUUGUGAAGGUAUCAGAUCACUCAGGUGAAGCCUGGUUAUCUGUUUUCAAUGAGCAAGCUGAAAAAAUUAUUGGAUGCACUGCUGAUGAGCUUAACAGAAUAAAAUCAGAGGAAGGGGAUGACAAAUAUCAGCUCAAGUUGAAAGAGGCAACGUGGGUUCCUCAUCUUUUCAGAGUUAGUGUUGCACAAACAGAAUACAUGAAUGAAAAAAGGCAGAGGAUAACUGUAAGGGCCCAUGCACCAUUAGACUGCUCUGCUGAAUCAAGGUACCUUCUUGAGGAGAUUGCAAAGAUGUCUCUUUCAUAGACUCAAUUUAAAAAAAAAAAGGCAUCACAAUGCUUUCUUUCUUUUUGUUGAUGAAUUAAAUCCUUUUUCUGUCUCCUUUUAAUGCAUGUUUCAGUCCUGAAAAAUGCUUCACUAAUCUUUUACUUAAUCCCCAUGUACAUCUAUCUAAGCAGGAUUUUUAAUUGUGAAGUGACCACCAUGUUCUUAAAUCUUAAUCUUUUGAAAACUUUGAUUUAGAUUUAUUGUGUUGUCUUGGAAAAUUGUCUACUGUUGUCAUCAUCAAACUCUGAAAUUUCAAGGUUGAACUAAAGAGAUGUGGAAGUGGCCUCAAGGUUCACAC